This is a messenger RNA of Cyclospora cayetanensis, 2577 nucleotides long. RefSeq lists its product as uncharacterized. The transcript is spliced from 14 exons. Bases 1 to 2577 code for a protein of 858 amino acids. Lineage: Eukaryota; Apicomplexa; Conoidasida; Eucoccidiorida; Eimeriidae. The record is from RefSeq and is a predicted model, not a curated record.
AUGGGCACGCGACAGCGAAAGGAUAGGAAAGGAGGUGCAGCUGGCAACAGCGAUCCUCGAGAAUCCAAACAACAGUCACAGCAAGCUGCAGUGUCUGAUGACUGCGCGCCGUCCAAAGACCAAGGGCCGCCUCAGGGGUUCUCCAUGAAGCCGGAUCUGAAGGAUCUCGGCAAACGCAGUACAAGUACCUUUGCUAAAGCAGCAAGCCUCGACCUUGGGGGUGAAGACGAUGGCUUGAUCUGGUCUGCCUCGAAGAGAUCUCCCUUGGACGUUGCGGUAGAUCAAGAGCGCCUCCGCAAGGAGAAGGAACGGAAGAAGGCCAAACGAGAGCAACGGGCAAGAGGAAACAGGGAGGGCUUCGGGAAGCAGAAGAAGGGGGCGAAGGGCCUCUCGAUGUCUGGCUUGCAGCUGAAAUUUCCUGGGUGGGAUGUUCGCUCUCGGCUAACGACUUGGCUAAUGUACUUCUUCGUGGCUGCUUCGAUUCUCGGUGGGAACUCCUGUGCCCCUGUGCGUUGCAUUGCUGGCGACGCAGGCAUUUUUGUGCUUCGCGCCCUCGAGGAGUAUUACUCGAUGGACGGAGAUGUCAGCGGAGAGCAGCGGCUCCAGCAUUUGGCUUCUCUUGGCCUCGAAGACGGUGCAUUAGAAGCCGAUAUUAAGAGGGCCUAUAGAACCCUUUCCAUCCGGUGGCAUCCGGAUCGAAAUCCCAACUGCGGAACAAAUUGCCAGCAGCGCUUUCAUGAGGUGGCGACUGCUUACGAGUUCCUUAUGCGCCAGCAGCGGCGAGAGAAGACUGGGGAAGAAGGGGUCGACAUGCGGUCUGAAGGGGCAGAAUUUUUUGACGGAUCAGAGGGACUUACAGGCGUGAAGGUCACUUCUCAAGGCAUUGCGGAUUUCUCGUCUCUAGGACCUCAUGAGGUGUUUCUGCCGACAGCAGACACCAAGAAUGUAUGGUCAAUCAUGAUUCACCAGGACACAGACGAUUGGAGUAAAUCGGUCUACGAGAUAUGGCAAGAGUCAUACCGGGCAUUGGGCAAGUAUGUGAAGUUUGGGGUGAUCAUAAUUCGAGGAAGAAGCGGCAAGGAUGUACUGAAGAGACUGCCAAUCAACGUCAAGAUCUUCCCUGCUAUUUUGCUGCUAACAGCUGGCAUGCACCCGGAACAAUAUCCAAACAUCAUGCGGCCUUCAGUGGAGUCUCUGAACCGCUUUAUUGCGGACGCCUUCCCCUCCAGUGUUGAUAUAGUUGAGAGCGCUCAUGCGUUGAGAUCGUGGCUAGCCUCUCCGCCUUCUUCAUCGCAGCCUUUGGCUGCUCAGUACAAAGCGGUGCUGAUUCCUUCUGCUGGCUCAGCGAGCAAGCCUUCUCUCCUUGUAAAGCACGCGGCGUUUGUGAACAAGCAGCUCAUGAGUUUCUGCUUUCUCGCAAAUGCAAGGUCGGUCUUAUCACGAGAAAAGGAGGCGGUAAUCGCUGUCCUCAAGGAUCCACCCGCAUGGAUCACUCCGAUUUCGGCACAGCCCACCGCCUCCAGCGCGCUGAAGCUGCCCGUUCACAUGAACGACCUUCAAGAGGAAGCGCUCGAACAAGGCUCUAACCUUCUGCUCUUCAUGGAUGAAGGCAGAGGCGUCUCUCGCGUGCAGGCUGUCCUUCACACUGUUCGCUCGAAACUGCUGAAUCCUGCGACGUCGCUGUCUCUUGCGAUAGAUCGCUUCAAGGAGGCCUUGCAGCCGCUGCUUUACCAGCAGAAUAGUGCGUCGCUUUGCAAGAGCUCACUGCAGCGCCAAGUCUUUUGCCUUGUGGUUCUGGAGCCGGCAGAAGACGUUUCUAGAAGCGACAGCCCGGAGGGCAGCACCAACCAAACCCUUGAUCUUGAACGCAUGAAAGCGCUUUUGCAGCUUUCCAAAAAGAAGUAUUUACUGGAGAAUCCGCAGAAAGAUAUGGAAUUAAUUUGGGAGCGCGCAGUGCAAACGGCGAAGAUGCACGAAAAGCCGCAUGCCCAGAAGGACGCAGAGGACGCGGAUGAAACGAGCACCUCCACGAACGAACCGGAAGAUGUGCAUAUCGUACAGCCAGACAACACGGAAGAAGAUGUCAUACACAUUCAAGUGGUCCGCGUGUCGGUGGGAAAGCCCGCUGCGGCGCAGUCUCUGCCAGGCCUACCCAAGGAAAGCCUGUUAUUGCGAAUGGUCAAGGAGGAACUAGACGACACUCCCGUCUUUUUGCUGGACCUGGAGAGCUCCCGUGUAGCAGCGUUACCUCCGCUGUAUGUGGAGGAGACGGGGAAAGCGAACGAGAGCAAGGAGAACGUGUACAAGCGACUCUAUCAGGCCCUUGAAGACCUGAAGAGCGCCACUGAUGACGAGGAGGAAACAGGCCUGCUGUCUUUUUCUCCACUGCCAGAGUACUGUUCUGGACAAAACUUUGCAAGACAGUGUCUGGCCAGUGUACAAAACUCUUGGUGGAUGCUCCUUAGUGCUGGGUGGUGGCUGCAGAUGUUCCUGUGUGGCAUGGUGCUGUUGUCGCUUGGCAUCGGCGCGUGGUCAGCAAUUCAACCUCUUGUAGGUUAUGUUUUCAGAAAUAUUUAA